UUCUUUUAUAAAAUAGCCGUUAAUGUUCAUUAUUUUGCUAAUAUCUUUAUAAGAUGGCUUUCGCUCCUCUUUUAAUGGAAGGCUUAACGCCUGAAAUGGAGAAAAUAGCUAAAAAGGAACUUGGAGAGACCCCACUAGUCAAAAAGGAAUCCCUAGAAAAAAUCAAGAGGCUCAUAGAAAAGGAACCUGAUUUCUAUCCUUGCAUGGAUGAUAAAUUCCUACUAAUGUUUCUUCGAAACAAGAAGCACAACAUCCAAAGAGCUUUCAAGGCAUUGCGAAACUAUUAUAUCUUCAAAGAAAAGUAUUCAGGAGUUUAUACGGAUUUUUUACCUUCAGGAGUUAAGAACGUCAUGGAUGCGAACUGCUACUCGAUGAUGCCUCUUAGAGAUGCAGGUGGUAGACUUGUAAUCAUAAUUCGUCCAGGUCAAUGCCUAGACAAAGGAGUUACUAUAGAAAAUAUAUUUUCUGCAAUUCUGAUAGUUGGUACACUCGCUUACAGAAUGGAAGCGUCUUCUGUGUGCGGUUGUGUGACCAUUAUCGACCUUAAAGGAUUUAGUGCACAGCAGUUUUACUCGCUUGUGUCGCCAAAAUUUAUAAUUUUCAUAUUUAACUGCAUACAAGACUGCCUGCCUUAUCGAAUGAGGGAAAUACACAUUGUAAAUGAAUCAGCUUUUUUCAAUGUCUUCUAUAACAUCAUAAAAUUUGCUAUACCAAAGAAGCUGAGAGAUAGGUUUCAUAUGCAUGGAAAGAACAUUGAAGCUCUCCACAAGCAUUUUUCUCCGGAAAUACUCCCUGAGGAACUGGGAGGGAAAGCAGGCCCCGUCGACAGCACAGUAUUUUACAACAAUGCACUGAGACUGGAAUCUUUUGCCAAAGAGAUGAUUGAAUGUGGAUUUCGAAGAACGCGUUCAGUGAACUCUGGAUGACCAAUUGAAAAAAUUAUUGUUUUUUUUUAAAAAUUUAGUUUAAUUACAGAUUUAUGCAACGAAUAAGAAAUUUACAACUAUACAUUUUGUUAAAAAAUAUUUUAUUUUUCAACCACCUGAGCUAGUUCAAAAAAUGACAAAACUAAUACUUACUCGCACAGACUUUACUGUUUGUUAUCUAAAACAAUAUACGAACUUACUUUUCCCAGGUCCUCUCACUAUGGCGUGAUUUUUGUUAUGAAAUGGUUAGCAUUAAUUGUUACCAAAUUACCAGUUGGAUUCAACGCUAGUGCGAUCUGUGUAUAUUUCAUAAAUUAUAGCUUGGGAAAAAAUCAACACCUAUCGAGGACAAAAGAAGCAUCUUGCAUGCUGACAUACUGUCACCUAAAAUGAACAAGAGGUAGUGUAUCAUGGUACUGAAAUAUCGUCUUAAGAUGUUAAACACCAAACUUCUUUGUGUGCUGUCAGUUCUCGUCUAUAAUCUGCUACACUAAAACAGGCCCUUUAAGGCCGUUUCCAGCUGCCCAUUUGCGAUCUAACUCCUGUUGUCAUCCCGCGCAACAUUCGUUUUCUCCUCUUAUUUGACAAAGUACU
Stegodyphus dumicola is the source of this 1520-nucleotide messenger RNA. RefSeq names its product alpha-tocopherol transfer protein-like. Lineage: Eukaryota; Metazoa; Arthropoda; Arachnida; Araneae; Eresidae. The record is from RefSeq and is a predicted model, not a curated record. Gene Ontology annotation, cellular component: membrane. Gene Ontology annotation, molecular function: phosphatidylinositol bisphosphate binding.